This is a messenger RNA of Oxyura jamaicensis (ruddy duck), 1249 nucleotides long. RefSeq names its product cilia and flagella associated protein 161 (gene CFAP161). Gene Ontology annotation, biological process: cilium assembly. The record is from RefSeq and is a predicted model, not a curated record. Lineage: Eukaryota; Metazoa; Chordata; Aves; Anseriformes; Anatidae. Gene Ontology annotation, cellular component: motile cilium. Bases 73 to 969 code for a protein of 298 amino acids. The transcript is spliced from 7 exons.
CCCCGCCAGCAUCCAAUCGCCUGCUAGCGCGGUCGCCAUGGCGACGGUGGACGCGGUGCGGCCUAGGCCGCCAUGGCCGCCUACAGCCCCGCGGUGCUGGUGGGCAACUGGAACGAGGCGGCGUGCCUGGAGGAGGACCGCAUGAGGGAUUUUAUACGGAAAAGAGACCGAGGGGAACUUUUAAUGCAGAAAAUAAGCAGACUUGAAGAGAAUCUGUUAAAGAAGAUAAAGUUGUCGGUGUCUAAGGAUGGAUUUAUUUGCUUUGGAGACACUGUGAUGCUUUUGAGCCCGGACAACAAAUCCUCAGUGGACAAUUACACUGGAGCGUGCGGCAACCUAACGCUGUCAAUUAAUCUGGAGGAAAUAUCCAUAUAUUCGGCUGUGUCACUUUACGUUGUUUGCAAUUAUUCUUCUCUUUGUUCUUUUUACAAUUUUAACAGUGUUGAUGGAAGUUCAGUGGGGGAACCCAUUAGAUUUGGGCAAAAGUUUCGUCUUGGGACAACAGGAGGGUUUUCAGAUCCAAUGUUAUAUCUAGCAAGUGACCAUAAAUCAUUCAUCAGAUUUGCUAAAAAAUCUUACCUUCAGCAAGUAUUUUUGACAGAUGAGCUUUCUUAUUUAACUUGCUGGCAAACUACUUUCUUGGAUCCACAGCUGCGUCUUGAAUAUGAAGGAUCUCCAGUUCCUGCAAAUUCUAAAGUGAUUAUUACUCAUUGCCAUACGAAUCGGAGCUUAGCUGUUCCAAGGAACUUUUGGACAAGGUCUUAUUUUGGAAGGGAAUAUGAAGUUAUUUGUCACACUUACCUGGACUCCCAUAAAGUUGAAGAAGAUAAGAAUUACUGGGUAAUAGUUACAGCAAAUCCCAGUGACGAUGGUACUAUGAUUGAUAGACCUGACCCUCAGCCAGGGGGAAUCGGAAAGAAAGAGUUUUGUCAAGAGACAGAGAAUUUAAAAAUCCCAGAUUACAAAUGACAAAGGUUGAUGAGAUUUUGAUUCUUAUUUUUUCUGCUCAGAUUUUUGUAUUAGAGAUGCUUAAUUAAAAACAGAAAUGAAAGUCUACCAUUAGUAAUUUUACGUAAUCUCAUUAACUCAUCGGGGUUCUGUGGAUGGCAAAAAUUGACUAAUAAAACUUGAUGAACAAUGCACACGACAUCAAAAAUUUGUGAAUCAACAAGGGUUCAUUUUUGUACUUUCACAUUCACUGAUGGGAAAAGAAGUCAGAACCCAGUAAAUCAAGUAUAUGUGCACUAAA